Messenger RNA from Gymnodraco acuticeps, 2148 nucleotides. Its product is annotated as interferon-induced protein 44-like. The transcript is spliced from 7 exons. Lineage: Eukaryota; Metazoa; Chordata; Actinopteri; Perciformes; Bathydraconidae. The coding region runs from base 841 to 1692 and encodes 283 amino acids. The record is from RefSeq and is a predicted model, not a curated record.
GGAGGGACUUUUGCCAUUCUCAAGAAGUACACAGUAAAAGUAGUUCAUAGUAUUUGUGCAACAAGUGUAUGAAGCAAUAAGUCCUAACAUUAUUCUCAUAAAUUACCCUGUUCCUCAAUCGCAGAUAAUAUAAAUGACCCACAUGCCAUCCUUUAAUUUGAAAUCCUCACCGGAAGUGUUCCUGCACAUACGAAACGUCCAGCUUCCCAGGGUUGUUUUAUUGCAUUACCGUAAACAUGUAACUAAUCGCGCAUUCGAAAUACAGGGGCGGCUGGUUUGACCGCAGUUUUCGACUGGAUGUGUCAUUUUAAUUCAAUGAGUGACACGCCUAACCUGCGUCAGAUUUAAAUUCUUUCAAAACAAAAGACAAAAACCGAAAGGAUGUUAAAACAUUUAUAGCUGCAGGUCCUCACUCAAAACACUAACAUGUAAAUAACACUAAGCAGGAUUCAACAACUGAUAAGUUAAGGCAACUAUGUCUCUACAUUCACAAGUUUAGGAAUGUCAAUUUGUGAUUAUGAACAACUUUUCGCUGCUUUUUAUUUUUCCCCAAGAAACUGUGGUCAAAUGAUAUUGCCAAAUUAGUGAAAAGGAAACUUAAAAAAAAGUAUAAUAUAGUCAUUUGUGAAUCACUAAAGAUAAAUCAACUUUACUUCAUGAAGUCAGGAAACAUAAAAUUGUACAUUGAUAAAGGCAAUUCCUUUUACACUAAGUCACAUGGUGUGCUAUAACUGGAAAAGAAAGUGAAAGUGAGCAGCUGUUAUUAUAUAAAAGAUACUUUCCUGUCGAGUUGAAAGGCACUUGGGCGAGAGGCAUAUAACUGAAGUUAUUUUUGUAGCCAUGGGAAACAGCCAAACUAAAGAAUGGAGGAGCGUACCUUGGGGAAACAAUGAGAUAGAGCUGCAGAUUGUGAAGAAAUACCAGCCUUCUAAAGAGGAUGUCCAGCUCAGAUGUAUGGUUUAUGGACCUGUUGGUGCUGGCAAGUCCAGCUUCAUCAACUCUGUGGAAAGUGUUUUACGAGGCAAAAUAACUGAUCGAGCUAAAACAGAUUCGAUCGGUGGCGAGAGCUUCACCAAAACAUACAAAGCCUACAAAAUCCGAAAAGGAGAGCCAGGGACACAUUACCCUUUUGUCUUCAAUGACAUCAUGGGCCUUGAGAGGGAUGAAGGAAGAGGAGUUUGUGUGGAAGACGUCAAACUGGCUAUGAAGGGACACGUGAAGGAUGGUUACAAGUUCAACCCUGUCUCUGCCUUGUCUGAAGAUGACCAACACUACAACAGCGACCCUUCUCUAAAUGACAGAGUUCAUGUUCUGGUUUGCGUCAUCCCUGGCAACAUAGCAGGAUUGCAGAAUGAUAAUGCCACAUUACAGUUACCGACUGAGGAUGUGAAAAAGUUGAGGGAAGUCAGACUUGCAGCCAGGGACAUGGGGAUUCCCGAAAUUGCUAUUCUCACCAAAAUUGAUGAAGCCUGUCCAGAGGUCGGCAAGGAUAUAAGGAACGUGUAUAAGAGCAACUACCUGAAGAAAAAGAUGGAGGAGGUGAGUGGCGUGCUGGGUGUUCCACAGAGCCGCAUCUUUCCUGUGAAGAACUACCAUGAAGAGCUCAACACAAAUGAUGACAUUGAUACACUGAUACUGAGCGCACUGACACAGAUGAUUGAAUCUGGAGAAGACUUUUUCGACGACCUGUAAAACUACAUUCUGCUGAGGCAGGUCUUGUUGUUAUGACAACAUGUUAAAAGCAUGUCUGGAAUGAUAAUUAUAAAGUGGGCAAUGUAGCUUUUAGGUUUUCAUGUGCAGCCUUUAAUGCAUCAUAUCUAUACUAUAUCACUACAUUGCUGAGUUAAGUAUGAAAAUGAUUUAUUCUUCAUGUGUUGGAGUCUUUGCAUUAUGAUGUUAUUUGUGCUUUUAAUGAUACAUGUCGUAUUCUAUUUUGCCAUCUCCAGGUAAUCAAGAAUCUGAUUAUGUGCAGGUCAAGGACUAAAUUCGGUUGGAAUGUAAAACUUUUUUAGAUUAAGGAUUACAUAUCCUAUACCCGUCACUGAUUUAAAGGUAUUUUCUAUUCAGUGUUGCAUUUUAUUGAUAUCAAAAUGUUACUACAGUACGGCUGUUCAGGUAAAACCACAAUAAAGAGCACAAAUAUUGAAA